This is a messenger RNA of Bactrocera oleae (olive fruit fly), 1962 nucleotides long. RefSeq names its product MAPK Phosphatase 4 (gene MKP-4). The record is from RefSeq and is a predicted model, not a curated record. Gene Ontology annotation, molecular function: protein tyrosine/serine/threonine phosphatase activity. Gene Ontology annotation, biological process: protein dephosphorylation. Gene Ontology annotation, cellular component: nucleus. Lineage: Eukaryota; Metazoa; Arthropoda; Insecta; Diptera; Tephritidae.
CAAAUGUAAAUAAAACAAAUUGGCAGCUGCCAACAACACUACCAGGGAUGAAACACUAUGUUGCAUUCGUGCCAAUAGCAUAUCACCAUGUGCUGUUGACGUUUAUUUGCAAUUACAAUCGAGUGCAGUUUACAGUUUUAUUACCGUAGUCCGGUAGUGAACGGUAGCUACAUCAGUCAGUGCAUUGCAGUGCGCGCACGGUAUUAAACGUGUCCAGUGAACAGCGCUUCCAAAAAUUACAGCAACCAUUGUGCUUCCAGUUUUAUAGUAGCGCACAAGUAUUGUCAGCAGCACAGAAAUCAGCAAGAUGCAGGUGGAAUGCAACCUGACGCAAGCAGAAACGAUCGGGAACAAUGGUCAGCCCAACAACAGCACGGGUGCAACAGUUGCAGCAGGCGUGGCCGUGAAUUGUGCAACAGUCGCCAAUGUCAACCAGAAUCAACGUCGACUACAAGAUGUGGGCACAUUGCGCCGUGAGGACUUCGACGGUGGACCGGUGAGUGUGGAUGAAAUCGUGCCAGGUUUAUAUUUGGGUAAUCUAACCGCUGCUACACACAUGGAAACAUUGAAAAAUUUCGAAAUUACUCACAUAUUAACACUGGACUCAGUGCCGCUGCCACAACAUAUCACUGAGGCGAGCUUUCUAACAACCAAAUACGUGCACAUUGCCGACAUGCCGAAGGAGGACAUUUUGCACCAUCUGGAUACCUGCGCGGAUUUCAUAAGCAUGGCUAUGGCGCAAAAGGGGCGUGUGCUCGUGCAUUGUUAUUUUGGCGUUAGUCGCAGUUCUGCCGUCGUCAUCGCUUUCAUUAUGAAACAGCACGAUUUGGAGUAUCAGGCGGCGUUUGAGUUGGUGCGCUCCAAGCGUCGCUUUGUGCAACCCAAUCCGGGCUUUGUGUCGCAACUGAAGCUUUAUCGACGCAUGGGCUGCAAAAUCGAUCCACAGUAUCAGCGGUACAAACUCUAUCGGCUGCGUUUGGCGGGCGAACAAGUGCGCAAAGCGAAAAUAUUGCCACAAUCCUUUAAUAGUCUGAUCAAAUCGGAUCCUGCCGUUACGCAGGAGAAUCCGGAGCCCAUUGUCUACCGCUGUCGCAAGUGCCGACGCGUUUUGGUUUCGAAAUCGCACGUACUGCUGCACAACACCAAAUCACUUGACAGAAGCACUGUGCCGUCGGUUGCAAAGGCAGGCGGCAGUAACAACAAUGCUGCACCGGUUGUGCAGCAGCCGCCGCGACUGCUGGAAGAGAUCGCCGCGCAAAUACGCAAUGCUUCACUGGACGCGCCCACCGUUGCCAACGCCGCAGCUGGCGUAGGCGAUGCGGUCAACGAGCAACUGCCGACUGUUUGUCGCAAUAUACUGUUCGUGGAGCCGAUCUCCUGGAUGCGCGACAUCUCGCACAACACGCAGGGGCGCUUGCAUUGCCCAAAGUGCGACCAAAAAGUGGGCAAUUUCAGCUGGAUCAAUGGCUGCCAAUGCCCGUGCGGCGAGGAAGUGUCGCCGGCAUUCUACUUGAUACCAUCGCGCGUGGAGCUCUCCAAAGCUGUGCAGAACGUCCAAACAACGCUUUAGACUAGCGUCGCAGUGGCGCAGCGCACACGCUGGCAAUUUAUUCACAAAAGUAUUACUUCAAUAAUGGAAAGUGCAAGUAAAAAAGAGAAAAUGAAAAACAAACGUAAAAACAAAUACAAAAUUUAUAAAUCUUGAUGUGAAAUUGAAAUGCUUCCAUUUUGUGUAAAUAUGUUAAUCGAGACUCGAAUCAAAUGUGUAUGUUAUGAAAAUAAACAUGUAACCUAGCUAAAAUAUCAAAAUUUUCAAGUUGCGCCUAGUUAAACGUAAAUAAAUCGAUAACGAAAAAUUCAAUACAAGAAGGUCUGCAACAAUUGAAGGGUUUCAAGUGUGCAAAGGCGAUUUUCAUGUUAAAAAUAGUUAAUUUUCAUAAGCUAAUACUCAAUACAAAAAAA